Triplophysa dalaica is the source of this 3585-nucleotide messenger RNA. RefSeq names its product transcriptional adaptor 2B (gene tada2b). Gene Ontology annotation, biological process: chromatin remodeling; regulation of transcription by RNA polymerase II. The transcript has 2 exons. The record is from RefSeq and is a predicted model, not a curated record. NCBI's taxonomy places the organism in Eukaryota, Metazoa, Chordata, Actinopteri, Cypriniformes, Nemacheilidae. Gene Ontology annotation, cellular component: nucleus; SAGA-type complex. Gene Ontology annotation, molecular function: protein binding; zinc ion binding; chromatin binding. The coding region runs from base 115 to 1572 and encodes 485 amino acids.
GCUGUUUAUAUUUAUGAAUAUGAAUGAGACGCAGCUGCGUGACUGGAGAUACUGUAGUGCGCAUGCCCGGCCCCGCGGCUCUGCUGCUUCCAACAACAAGCGGUAGUAAGCAAUAUGGCCGACCUGGGGAAGAAGUACUGCGUGAACUGCCUGGCAGAUGUUACAAAUUUGCGGAUUCGCUGUGCCGAAUGUCAAGAUAUUGAACUUUGUCCGGAGUGCUUCUCCGCGGGUGCCGAAAUUGGCAACCACAGACGAUGGCACAGCUAUCAGCAAGUUGACGGAGGGCGCUUCUCGCUCUGGGGUCCCGAGGCUGAGGGAGGAUGGACCAGCAGGGAAGAGCAGUCGCUGCUCGAUGCCAUCGAGCAAUAUGGAUUUGGAAACUGGGAGGAUAUGGCUGCUCAUGUCGGUGCAUCUCGCACCCCUCAGGAGGUCAUGGAUCAUUACGUUAGCAUGUACAUCCACGGCAAUCUUGGCAAAGCCUGUAUCCCAGACAGCAUCCCAAACCGUGUGACAGACCACACUUGCCCAAGUGGAGGUCCUCUGUCCCCAAGUUUGACCACACCGUUGCCCCCUCUAGACAUAUCUGUGGCCGAGCAGCAGCAGCUUGGAUACAUGCCGCUUCGUGAUGACUAUGAGAUUGAAUACGACCAGGAGGCGGAGAAACUCAUCAGUGGGCUGUCUGUCAACUAUGACGAUGAAGAUAUAGAGAUUGAGAUGAAGCGAGCACAUGUUGACAUGUAUGUGCGGAAGCUGCGUGAACGCCAGCGACGUAAAAACAUUGCUCGUGACUACAGUUUAGUACCAGCGUUUCUGGGCAGGGACAAGAAAGAAAAGGAGCGUGAGCGGCCUGGUGGUGCAGGUGGGGUUGGAGGGGCUGGUGGAGUUAUUGGAUUGGGAGGAGGUGCCACAAUCAUUCCAACAGGGUCAUUGAGCUCCUGUGCAACAGCAACUCCUAAACGUAAAAUCACAAAGGAAGAGAAGGAGCAGCGGACUAAACUACGUGCCCUCUGCCAAUUCAUGCCCCAUCGUGAGUUUGAAGAGUUUUUCGAUAACAUGCACAAGGAGCGCAUGCUGCGAGCGAAAGUUCGGGAGCUUCAGCGCUACAGGCGGAACGGCAUUACGAGACUCGAUGAGUCGGUUGAGUAUGAGGCGGCACGCCACAAACGAGAAAAACGGAAAGAAAACAAAAGUGUAACUGGCUCAAAGAGAGGUAGCAGUGUUGGAGGAGGAGCCACAGGGCUUGGAGCAGGGGUCGGAGCUGGAGGCGGAGUUGGUGGAGGUGGAGGAGUCGGUGCCAUUAAAGAGGAGGGGAAGGACAGUGAGUUUUCUUCAAUCGAAAACUUGCCUGGCUUUGAACUACUGUCAGAUCGGGAGAAGGUACUGUGCAAUUCAAUGAACCUUACUCCCACACGCUAUGUGACUGUCAAGACUAUCAUCAUCAAAGACCACCUACAGAAGAGGCAGGGGAUACCCUCAAAAAGCCGCCUACCCAGCUACUUGGACAAGGUGUUGAAAAAACGGAUUCUUAAUUUCCUGUCAGAGAGCGGCUGGAUAUCCCGAGAAGCCUCCUAACAACACUGUCCAAAGAUUUGGCUAUAAAAAUAAUGACUGUAAAUAUAUUUUUCUACUGUUUUUAUUACAUGUCAUGAACACUUGUGGGAACAGAAAUACUGUAGGUGCCACACUACUGGAUGUGGACAUUUGGUCAGUCUAAUAUAUCUUUUCUUUAUCUUAGAUGUCUUUAUAGGAACAUAAACCUAAUGAAAGUUUGCAAAAAUAUUUUGAUUAACACACAGGUUUCAGCUUACAUAGUCAGUAUAUACAGAGAACUUGUCAUACUUUAACACAAAACACAUUUCCACAUGUUAAAAUGCCUUAUUUUUUAAUGUGGCGUUAAUAAACAGCAGAAUAAACAGAACUCAGCGGACUUACAAGUUUUACAAAUGCACAAUACCACAAAAUACAGUUAAUCCAUUAGGAAGAAUUGCUAUUAAAGUUCAGAUCGAACAUUUACAAAAGUGACAAAUGAAUGUUAGACUGUCAAAAGAAAAACAUCUUGUUCAACGCAGAAUUUUGAUAUAGGUUGAGGUUUUUUGUAUUAAGAAGGAAAUUGGGUUUCUUGUUUUGCUUGCCAAAAGUCUUGUUCUUGUUGCGUUCAUGUGUUCCAACCUGAGUUUACUUGUUUCAGUUUGAAAUAUAUUCUGUUGUGGGCUUGUGAGACACAUGAAGCAUGUUUGAUAAUAUGUUCUAAAUGUCUGAUGUUCAUGCUUGUUUUUUGAAGUUGACCUUUGUAAGGUUAUGUUACUAUAGCUUUUUACUGAGCAUGUUUCAGAAGCUCAAGAUAAAUGCCACAUUCCCAAGACUAUACAAAUUAUAAGUUUCAUGUCUGCAUAGUCUGCACACUCCUGUUUCAAAAAAGGGUAAUGAUAUUUUAAUUUUUUUGGAAAUUGUAAUGGAUAAAGUUGGCCUAAAUUCAACAUAUGCAAUACCAAAAAAACUGAGAUUGCAAUUUUUUUUCACACUUUGUAAUGUUAUUGUUUGUUGCCUGGCUAUGUCUACCCCAAUUGUUUUUACAUAGUUUAAUUUUUUUUAAAUAUAUUAAGAGUGAUCAGAAUAAAUUGUUUUUUUGCCAUUUUUACUUAAAACAAAUAUUGGUUGCCAUUCCUAUCAUCUGAUUGUAUAAUUUUUUUCUUUAGAUAUUGAGUAAGUCUGUUAAACCAUCCAUCACAUUUCCUAAUAAUAUUUUUACAAUAUUUUGUGCCUUGAGGCAUAUAUGCCCCGUUUUAUUAUUUAAUUCGCUUUAAAAAUAUAUUUUAUUUGAAUAUUGCAUUGCUCCACUUUACAAACCAUAUUAUGUGUUGAUUUUCAAGUGCCCGUUUGAUCCUGUGGCUUUUUUCUAAUUCCUGUUAGACGUUAAUCAUAAACAACCAUGUAUUGGGACAGAAACUGAUCAGUCAACGACUUCAUAGUCUUUUGGUGAUGAACAUGACUAUAACUUUUCCAUAGACAUAAAUAAUAACGUAGGUGUGGGGACACCUACUUGGAAUAAUGAAACUGAGGGGCCAACAUAGUGGGACUCUUUUUUGUUUUCUUCUACCUUUUUUGUGCUUCAUCCCUGUUAAGUUGUAAGAAAUUUUUGAAAGGCUUAUGGUAGGUACAAUUACUUUCCAUGUUUUUCAUGGUUAUGAAAUUGGAUCACAAGUCACAAAAAUUCUUCAGCCAUCCCUAAAAUGUAAGAGUUUGGUCAAGCAUACGCAUGAUUUAUUGAGGAAUGAGGAUAAAUAUUUCACUUUUGUUUCGAUGUUCAUGCAAAGCAUUGUGCUAUUUCAGAAUGUAAUUAUUUUUCUAAAGUAACUGAAAAUGUGAGCGGGGAAUCUACACUGAAAAUGUUCUUAGCGUCUCACCGUUACCUUAAGUACAUUUUUAUAGUUUUUUAGAGCCAGUGUGACAUUUUAAAAUGACAAGAGACCCUUUUUCUUGGUUGUGGCAUGUGUUCAAAUGUUCUCUUGUAAAAUUGUAUUUUGGGAAGAUUAUAUUUGUUGAAUAUGUGAAAAUAUGUAUUUUGCUGCAUAUGUCAUGUUCUCC